This is a messenger RNA of Paramormyrops kingsleyae, 1416 nucleotides long. Lineage: Eukaryota; Metazoa; Chordata; Actinopteri; Osteoglossiformes; Mormyridae. The record is from RefSeq and is a predicted model, not a curated record.
UGUAGAGCUCAGAUAGUGUCAAGCCCUGAUCCCAUAGGUGUGAAGCAACAGUGCAAACCACUGAUUGGGGGGCUGGUGUCAACAAAAGCAUGAGACUUGUUCUUUCCCCAGGACAUCCCCCCUCACACCGGUAACAGUAUUUUCAGGCAUUUUUUCAAUAGAUUUUACAAAGAUUCCUAUUUGCUGUAGAUGCAAAUUCAUAAAAAAACAUCGUGACAUCAGAGUUCCGGAAUCAGCAAACGGAGCCAGUUGGCAGUUGAUUCCAUCAAACUGAUAUUCCCUUUGAAGGUGCAAGGUGUCUUUGACUUGAAAUAUGGAUUCUCAACAUAAUUUGCAAAUUAACAGCCCGUAUAUGUUUCAUCAACUGAAUGGAUUGAGCAGGGUAGCCACAUUCAUUCCGUGCGGUGAUGGUCCCAGCGUUUACACUGCUGGGGGAAUGCUGGCUGCCCCUGGGCCAAACAUCCCAAUAUCAUCUGGACCUGUAGAGCUCCAAAUGGCCGCAGCCACUCCAGUGUGGAGCGUCUGGCCUCACCAAGGGAGUGAGGUGCCUCCUCCUUUUCUGCCACCCAGCAGCAUCCCAGUGGUGACAGAACCACCCAAGAAGGGCAAGCGGCUUCGCCAAAGGCGCAAAAAUCCAAACAGCUUCAGCUCAAAAUACAAGAGGCUGAUGGAGGUCACAUACGGGACUGCAGAGUAUUGGUCCCUGGACAGCAGCUCACAUUGUGAGGAUCCUGGCAAUCCCAGAUCACAGUGUGGACCUGAUGUCAAGGGAGCCUGCACCAGACGUGGGGUAAAAAGGAGGUUCAGUGAAGCAGAGGCCCCCAGUGAGGUCAGACUGGAAAAUGGUGGACAGAGUAGAAUCAAGGAGGCAGAUAGGGCUGCUAAGAAAAGCAGGCAGAUGGCUGGAAUGACAGAGGCUACCGGGCUAUCUAACUCACAGAACCAUCCGGUGCCAGGAAGCUCUACACAGCAGCAUGGAUGUAAUUCUGUUCCCUCACUUGUGGAACAGAAAUGGAGCCUAGAGGACCUGGAGUUCCUCAGCGACGUCCCCCAGCCUGAUGGGACAGCACUUGCUGCUAUAACCUUGGACUGGCCUCUUAAUUUGUUUGAGGGAUGUGAUAUGGAUACACACCAGGACCCAAUCCUCAGUAGCUGGGAGACGUCUUGGAACAACCAAGCAGCUCAUAUGGCCAAUGGAUUGGAUGUCCAGGAUGUUUCUCAGUUUCCUGGACACAUCCCCAACUCCCAAGACGAAGGGUGCCACGCAAUCUCAGUGGAACCCCAAACCCGGGUGGAGCAGGAGACCCCAAUGAAUGCAGUUGACUCUGAAGAGUUCAGCCUGUGGCAGAUCCUGGAAGAACUGUAUGGAAACUGUUAUUAAUAUCAAUUCAUUCUUAAAUAAAUCUUAAGAUCAUA